CUGCGUGCCCCCUCCACUGAAGAAGGCGGCCAAAAUCCUCUCCGUGUGAACACCUCCAUCGGCGAAAAUGGCAGCUCCUUCGUCUCUGGCGAUCAAUUCCUUGACCACUCCUCCUUCCUCUUCGCCUGCGGUGUGCUCUUCCAGGUGCGAGCUCCCCGUCUCCCAAUCCGGAACCUUGAAGCUGCGCCGGAGCGGGCUCCCCGCUUCCCGGAGGCUGAAGAGGUCGGUCGGCAACUUCUCGACUUCUUCUUCCUCGGGAUUCGCUGUGGCGUGUAAGGCGGUUUCGGUGAAGCCACAGACGGAGAUUGAGGGCCUGAACAUUGCCGAGGAUGUUACUCAGCUCAUUGGCAGAACACCAAUGGUUUACUUGAAUAAUAUGGUUAAGGGAUGUGUUGCCAAUAUAGCUGCCAAGCUCGAGAUCAUGGAACCCUGUUGCAGUGUUAAGGACAGGAUUGGUUACAGUAUGAUUGCUGAUGCUGAGCGAAAAGGGCUCAUUACACCUGGAAAGAGUAUUCUAGUAGAACCAACCAGUGGGAACACAGGCAUUGGUCUGGCAUUUAUAGCUGCUUCAAAAGGAUAUAAACUGAUUUUGACAAUGCCUGCAUCAAUGAGUAUGGAACGAAGGGUUCUGUUGAAAGCAUUUGGAGCUGAACUUGUUUUAACUGAUGCGGCUAAGGGAAUGAAAGGUGCUGUUCAAAAAGCUGAAGAGAUAUUGAAUAGCACGCCCGGUGCCUACAUGCUUCAACAGUUUGACAACCCUGCAAAUCCAAAGAUACACUAUGAGACAACUGGUCCCGAGAUCUGGGAAGACACAAGAGGCAAGGUGGACAUUUUUAUUGCUGGUAUUGGUACAGGAGGAACCAUAACCGGGGUUGGACGGUUCCUUAAACAAAAAAAUCCCAAAAUAAAGGUAAUAGGAGUGGAACCUUUAGAAAGCAACAUUCUAUCUGGUGGCAAGCCUGGUCCUCACAAAAUUCAGGGGAUUGGAGCUGGUUUUGUGCCAAAAAAUCUGGAUCAAGAAUUGGUUGAUGAAGUCAUUGAGAUAUCCAGUGAUGAAGCUGUUGAGACUGCAAAGCAAGUAGCUCUUCAGGAAGGCUUAUUGGUUGGCAUUUCUUCUGGGGCUGCCGCUGCCGCUGCAAUGAUGGUUGCAAAGAGACCAGAAAAUGCCGGCAAACUCAUUGCAGUUGUGUUCCCCAGCUUCGGUGAACGAUACCUCUCCUCUGUUCUUUUCCAGUCAAUCCGAGAAGAGUGCGAGAAGAUGCAGCCUGAACCAUGAAAAUUCCGUGAAUGAUUUAUGGAGAUUAGAGAGCAGCAUUGCCUGCUGAUAUACUCUAGUGUAUACAUAUACAUCUUGCCUUUCACCAUCCUUCUCUCGUUACUCGUUCUACCAUUUGGAUUCUAUGUGGUCUGCUCUCUUGUAUUUGCGAUUGACCGCGACAAUCUUGUACUUUUGUAAUUGAGGGCUUUAAGGCCAAAAGCUUGUUUGCUUUUGCCGGCCGGCAGAACUUUUUCACUCAAUUACAGCCCCAAGCUAGCCGAGCUUCCGUUUC
Syzygium oleosum is the source of this 1550-nucleotide messenger RNA. Its product is annotated as cysteine synthase. The record is from RefSeq and is a predicted model, not a curated record. The transcript is spliced from 10 exons. The coding region runs from base 68 to 1276 and encodes 402 amino acids. Gene Ontology annotation, molecular function: cysteine synthase activity. Lineage: Eukaryota; Viridiplantae; Streptophyta; Magnoliopsida; Myrtales; Myrtaceae. Gene Ontology annotation, cellular component: cytoplasm. Gene Ontology annotation, biological process: pollen tube growth; double fertilization forming a zygote and endosperm.